Pseudophryne corroboree (corroboree frog) is the source of this 918-nucleotide messenger RNA. RefSeq names its product olfactory receptor 5AP2-like. Gene Ontology annotation, cellular component: membrane. Bases 1 to 918 code for a protein of 305 amino acids. NCBI's taxonomy places the organism in Eukaryota, Metazoa, Chordata, Amphibia, Anura, Myobatrachidae. Gene Ontology annotation, molecular function: odorant binding; olfactory receptor activity; G protein-coupled receptor activity. The record is from RefSeq and is a predicted model, not a curated record. The transcript has a single exon. Gene Ontology annotation, biological process: G protein-coupled receptor signaling pathway.
AUGGAAGUUAUAAACAAGACCCAAGUGAGCGUGUUUGUGUUUACUGGCCUUAAUAUCAAUGAAGAACUUGCCUCGUUUCUCUUCAUACUCUUCUUACAUGUCUACUUGGUGACUGUAGCGGGAAACAUCGGUAUAAUGGCCAUUGUCCAUAUCAGCUCCAACCUUCACACCCCAAUGUACUUCUUCCUGAGCUACCUCUCUUUGGUGGAUGUUUUCUACUCCUCAGUUAUAACUCCUAAAAUGCUCUCUGAUCUUAUUUCCACGAGGAAGGCCAUCUCAUUUGUCGGGUGUGCCCUUCAGUUUUUCUUCUUUGCUGCCCUGGUAUGUACUGAGGUUCUACUUCUCGCAAACAUGGCUUAUGACAGGUAUGCUGCCAUCUGCCACCCUCUCCACUAUACCUCUAUAAUGACCAAGAACAUAUGUAUGUAUCUGGUUAUCCAGGCUUUCUCCAUCAGCUUCAUGCAGUCAUCUGUGCAGACCAGCUGUGUGUUCAGUCUCCAGUUCUGUGGAUCCAACCUUAUAGACCACUUCUACUGUGACGUCCCUCCACUGCUCCAGCUGUCCUGCUCUGACACCUUCCCCUGUGUCAUAGAAACUGUUUUUUUCGUAGUUUCUUGUGCCAUGGGGUCAUUUAUAAUCAUUCUGAUCUCAUACAUGUACAUCAUUACUUCCAUUCUACGGAUUAAUUCUGCUAAGGGACGACGGAAAGCCUUCAGCACCUGCUCCUCACAUCUCACGUGCGCCACCAUCUUCUACGUGACCAUUUUCUUCACUUACCUGCGCUCUCCCUCCAAUGUCUUAAAGAAACAAGACAAGAUGGCUUCUGUCUUAUAUACAGUAAUGACUCCAAUGCUGAAUCCACUUAUAUACAGCCUGAGAAACCAAGAGGUGAAAAGGGCCAUUAAGCGAGUACUGUAA